Messenger RNA from Nematostella vectensis (starlet sea anemone), 4048 nucleotides. Its product is annotated as dnaJ homolog subfamily C member 10. NCBI's taxonomy places the organism in Eukaryota, Metazoa, Cnidaria, Anthozoa, Actiniaria, Edwardsiidae. The coding region runs from base 1276 to 3855 and encodes 859 amino acids. The record is from RefSeq and is a predicted model, not a curated record. The transcript has 23 exons.
UGUCCCACAAAAAGUUGGCAAUCGACGGAAAAAAGAUUGGUUUGAGAUAUUUUUCUGCGAAUCUGGACAAGCAAAAUAAGCAUCUUCCGGUCAGCGUAGAAAGUGAUAGUCCUGUUUUCUUUGCUCGACCGCUUUUAGUGUAGAGUUCGGACUCAAAUUGCAGAAAAACACAUAAAAUUUCUGCGAAGAAACGAAAAACAAAAAGCAAACAAACCACAUAUAAAAGAACAGUGUAAGUCCUACCAUUGAACUUGUGUUUGAUAUUAUCCCAGGUUACUUUAAUUUUAUAUAAGAAUGAGACUGUCGUUUGUAUUUUUGCUAUAAAUCUUGACAUUUGCCGAUAAAACUUGUAGUUAAGUCAGGCGUAAACAGUGAAUUCGGCAUUCUCUUCUACUUUUCCCUGCACUUAAAUCACUGCAAGUUGACAAAAUUAGCUACGAAAGCACAUAAACACAUAGUACCUACCGAAGAGAGCACCGCUUUAUCUUAUCAUUUCAAAGUUUUCGUAUUUUGAGCUGGAUUCCGGUAGUUUCCAUUCAACAACCAAACUUGUAGUUAUCUUUUUCUAUGCUUCUCUACAAGAUUUUCACCAAACUUGGACCACAAAUCAACUUCUAUUAUGUUAGGUGACCGUCUUUUAUUUCCCAAGUCGCAGGAAAAUCCCUAUGAAUCCCUAUGAAUAUAUUUUAGAUAAUCUCGAGCAGGAUUCACAGACCUCAUCCGACAUGUUGCACAAUUUGUGGGACUUUUGUGGGACAUUUGCACUUCGCUGGCUUCUAUUUGCUGCUUUCUGAUUGGUUAUUCGUGCGCUCGUCGGAUCUAUGAAUUGAUAUCUUCCUAGACAAAAAUGAUGCCGUAACAUAAAUGACGUUAUUGACAUGUGAAACUAGUUGUUAUUAUUGUUAUUUAUUGUUUUUAUAAAGCAAUUUGAAAUGUUUUCAUUACAAUCAAGUUUUGACGAUGUGCGCGCAUGUGAGGAUGCAAUCGUGGGUGUGUCCUCUUAUAACGAUCUUGACCAGUCACAGAGCGCGUUACGAGUGUCGUUGUAUAAUAUCAUUUCUAUUAUUAUAUAGGUUCAUUGCUGUAACUACAAUACUAUCGAGUUUUAAUAUGUUUUCGUGAUUUUGUCGUCAUUCUUGGUGGCUUCGCUUCGUUGCCAAGAGAUGGAGGAAUCACCAAAUGACACGUGUGGACACCAAAUGCGCCUGCGUCACAUGAACAGCCGCUGGUCAGCCGGUCACUUCAUGUCAAACGAACGAACUAAAAACAAAAAUAAUGAAUUGUAACGUUGUAUUUAUUUUAUUUUCUACCUUACUGUACAGUCCGAUAUUUUGUGAGGAUUAUUAUGAGCUAUUUGGUAUAAGCAGGGAUGCUACAAGUAAAGAAAUUAGGAAAGCUUUCAAGAAGUUAGCUCUUAGAUUACAUCCCGACAAAAACAAGGAUGAUCCAAAAGCACAUGACACUUUUACACGUAUAAAUAAGGCCUACGAGGUUCUAAAAGAUGAUGAACUUAGAAAAAAGUAUGAUUUGUAUGGAGAAGAGGGUCUGAAGGAUAACCAUUUUAGUAAUCAAUACCAAAGUUGGAAUUACUUCAAUGAAGAAUUUGGUCUGUAUGAUGAAGAUCCUGAAAUUAUUACUCUUAGCUACUCAGACUUCCAAAUGUCAGUGGAAGGGAGUGAAGAUAUAUGGUUUAUAAAUUACUACUCUCCAUUUUGUUCUCACUGUCAUGAUUUGGCACCAACAUGGAGAGAAGUUGCCCGUGAUUUAGAAGGUGUAGUCAGGUUUGGAGCUGUGAAUUGUCAAGAAGACUGGGGGCUGUGCCAACGACAAGGAAUCAGAAGUUACCCUUCUCUUGUACUUUACCCUACACAACAUCUUUAUCAUGGUUCAAGGACUACAAGUGCUCUUGUAAAAUUUAUAUUAGAUGAGAUUGAUGCCAAAGUCCAUGAUCUGAAUCAAGGGUUAAAAAUUCCUUCUUCCACACCCAAUUUGCCAUCUCUUAGGGAUGACUUUGACCAUGAAACCUCUUCAACCGAAUUGCCAUGGCUGAUAGAAUUCUGUGAUCCCCAUGCAGAUUGCUUAAAUCCAGAAAGCAGAAUAAAGCUAUCUGCAGUCCUGGAUAACCUUGUUCAUAUUGGAGUGUUUGACUGCUCUAAGAAUGAAAGGAUUUGUCAUGACCUAGAUCAUGUUGGUGAAAUAGUGUACUUUAAAGCAGGCGAGAUCAAGUCAGGAAAAGGCGCAGUUAUACACAGUUUAGAUACAAAGGAGAUUAUAGACAAUGUUUUAAAACUAACAUCAGGACCUGAAGAUGUAGAUACUACUAAAUUUAAGAAAACAUUAGCAAGAUUAGCAAAUGGAGAUGAAAAGGGAUGGUUACUUCUUUUUGAGAAAGGAGUGUUGGAUAACUUAGAAGUGAAGAAGCUACCAGCUGUUCUGACUGACAUACGAAUUGGCUAUGUGGAUUGUAAAAAGAGCAGUGAAAUUUGCAAUGAAUACCAUGUCAGAAAGUACCCAGUGGCUGCGCUCUUCAAGAAAGCAGGCUUUGAAUGGCAUUAUGGUCGCUUCACGGCACAUGAUAUUGCACUGUUUGCAAAGGAGAGUGUUUCAUCUAAUGUACAUGCUCUUGGGCCUGAAGACUUCCCAUCAUCUGUGAUAUCGCCUUCAAGGCCCUUCUUCGUAGACUUUUUUGCUCCAUGGUGCCCUCCAUGCAUGCGUCUUCUGCCUGAAUACCGCAAGGCGGCUCGAUCUUUUGUGGGCAAACCUGUUGGCUUUGGAACAGUAGACUGUACAGUCCAUUCUCAACUUUGUCAUCAGUAUAACAUCCGUUCAUACCCUACUACUAUCCUGUACAACAACAGUCAACCACAUCAGUUUAUCGGACACCACAAUGCGCUUGAUAUUAUUGAGUUUGUCGAGAAUACCCUGAAGCCUUCCGUAGUGCAGCUUUCACCGGAGACAUUCGAGUCCCUUGUGCACAACAAGAAGAUUGGUGAGACGUGGCUGGUUGACUUUUAUGCACCUUGGUGCGGGCCAUGUCAGGAGCUGCUCCCCGACUGGAAUAAACUUGCAAAGCGAAUGGAGGGGGAAACUUUCUUGGGAUCUGUGGAUUGUGUCGCGCAUAGAAAUCUGUGUGCAAACCAAGGAAUCCGCUCCUAUCCCACCAUCAGGCUGUACUCUCAUACAAGCAGAGGAGGCUGGGACUUUGUGGUGCACCAGGGGUGGCGUGACGUAGACUCCUUACACAUGUGGGCGUAUAAUUACCUCCCGUCCAUCGUCAGUGAAGUGAACUCCAAGAAUUUUUUCACGGACGUCUUAGCAAGCGAGGAUGCCUGGGUUGUCGACUUCUACGCCCCGUGGUGCGGGCCCUGUAUGCGGUUUGCGCCUAAAUACGAACAGCUGGCCAAGAUGCUCAAGGGGAAAGUUCGGGCUGCAAAAGUGAAUUGUGAACAGGAUUAUGGGCUCUGCUCAGAAGCGAACAUCCACUCCUAUCCAACAGUGCGCCUGUACCUGGGGUCUACGCGACAAGGCAUGACUCAGUCGAUCAAUGGUGAUUUGCAGCUAAACAGCCAAGUACCAGAAGAACUUUAUAACACUAUAAUUAACGCGGUCAAGGAGGACAAGGGGGAAUCCUUGGAUUCUGGGGAGCGUGCAGGCGUCAGGGAUAACAUUGAUCGAGGAACUGGUGAUGACCGAGACGGAACUGGUGGUGACCGAGACGGAACUGGUGAUGAACAAGGUCACGGUGGCCGCGAGGAGGAUUUCCUUCACGAGGAAGAAGAGUUUAUUCAUCACGAUGAGGAGUUGUUUGGGUUUGAACCAGAUCCCCGGCAGACGCCAGUUCACGAUGAAUUCUGAGCCUGCAUAAUCGGCAACAUAACAAGCACCAGGAUAAUGAAAAAUAGAGGAUGGCGUCUUUUUGGACAUGGAUUUAUGAUUUUUUCCGGUUUUAUAAGAGUCUGAAAAUACGUGGUUUAUAAGAAUAUUUUGGUAUAUGGUUGUAAAAAAAUAUAGACUUAAUAAAUGGUCAGCGCUUGCUGGCGAAAUGUCA